CCGUCAGUGUGAUGUGACAUGAUGCAUUUAAGUUCAAGUAAAUAAUUUAAUAAAAAUGCAUUUGGAGAUGCAGAUCCCACUGCACAACUGGGUGGCGGUCGUGAGCUGUAGGGCCUGGAGGUACAUUGGGACAACGCUAAGGUCAAAACGAAGAAGUAAACAUGCGCGAGAACCUGCGCAACAGUGGAUAGUAUUCGAUUUGGAAAAAAGAGGUAUGUUUUGAUCCGACGUUGCUAUUUUUGGUUGCAGAAACCCAGAUAUCAAUUUAUCAGUGAAUAGAUCCAUGUCAGACUAUUCCUCAUGAAGUGACCCGAAAUUAACGUCCUCCAAACGCAGAAGAUAAGUGGUAUUAUCAAUCGCGGCCUAGAUUGUAACGUUAAUCCGACUUUAGAUGGACCCCAAGCUCGCUGUGAUGGCCUUGUCAUAGCCACUACUCAUUCUGCAUGCUGGUAGUACAUUUUUUUUUGUUGUUGUUUCAAGUAAGAUACGAAAAACUUUGGCAGCCAAGCAAAAAACGCAAGUAAACGUUAGUAGGAGUGGUUGAAGAUUAAACAAAUUAGUUAUACAUGUCCGCUAGGUGCCCCAGCAUCACAAAUAACAUCAGCCAACAUGUCUUUAGUUGCCUAUGCAAGCAGUGACGAUAGUGAUUCCGAAGAAACUUCUACUAGUGUUGCACCGGAGAGCAAACCGAGUAGAGGGCUAUUUUCAGUUUUACCAGCACCUAAAAAGGCAACGUCAAGUGCACUUCGAAGUGAAGAGCCAAGCAGGCAGGCAAAGUCCAGCAUCUCAUCCAGGGCCACUUCAGUCCAGGAUGGCCCCGAUUCGCAGCCUCAAAAGGGGGGCUUACUUUUCGACUUGCCCAAACCGAAGAAACGUACAGAGCCUGUCAAAAUUACUAUACCGAAGAUCCAAAGAGAAAAUUCGGAUUCCGAUGACGACGAACCAAAAAGGAAAAGGUUAUCACAACCACAGGGGUCUGGCACAGGCCUUUCCUCUCUCUUGCCUCAGCCCAGGAACAUGAGCGUGAAGGCGAUGAACAGACCGCUGAUACCUUACACACUCACCAAGGCUGCGGAGCCUAAAGGUCUGAAGGCUGCAGCGCUGGCUAAGGGCUUUGGCUCCAGCGCCUCUCCAUCGGCUAUCAAGGCUGCUGCUAAGUCCGCGGCCCUGCAGCUCGCCAGGCAAAUAGCCGCCGAGGACCAUGACGAGGAGGAUGUGGCCCCAGAAAACUACUUCUCCCUCGGGGAGAGUACGGUGUCGCUCCCCGUCGCAGCGGCCCCCAUCCCAGACCUCGAAUCCCGGGCCCCUAUGGUUACCCUUCCCUUCGUGCCCAGUGUCGACGAAGACGGUCAAUCGGACGCCCCGCUGGACUUUGGCUCCGGCCAAGAGGGGCCUGGGGCCUGGAGCGGCCACCCCCCAGAGUACCCACAGCCAUCAACGGAUCCUGGAGCUCCGGGUUUUUAUAACCAGCCGUACUACCCAGAAGCAAACCCGGAACAAGCUGAUGAUGACGAGGAUGAUGAUGAGCCGGGAUCCUCGGAAAUGUUUGAUGAGGAGGCAUUCAUGAGGCUCCAGGGGAAACGCAACCGGGGCAAAGAGGAAAUAAAGUUUCUGGAGAUUAAAGGCGAUGACCAGUUGAGUGGCAACCAGCAGUGGAUGACCAAGAACGUUAGUGAGGAAAAACAAGAGCGCAAGUCCUUCAGCAAGAAAAAGGGAGACCAACCUACAGGACAGCAGAGACGAAAGCACCAGAUUACAUAUCUUAUUCACCAGGCAAAGGAACGGGAGCUGGAAUUGAAGAACAACUGGGCCGAAAACAAGCUAACGCGCCGGCAGACCCAGGCAAAAUAUGGCUUCUAAGCAGCUGUAUUCUUGACAACCUUGGGCCUGCCGAAGCAUUUUUGGCAGAAGCAUUGACCGUAGAUAUAAAGCUUUCCAGUGUUUUUUCACCCAAGCCAAGGCGUUCUUCAACCGUUGCUUGGGAUGAAAUAUUUUUCUCAUAAAACAGACCUCUCCAUUUUUUCCCCCCUUUUGUCCAUCGUGUUUAAAAUUGUUCAUAUUGGGAUUUUUUGUUUGUUAACUGUAUUCUAACAUAAUGUUAGGCUCUUGCAUUUCAGCAAAAGCUGUCCUGUGUCUACCCCUUAACAGCUUCUGAUAAGAGCCUAAACAUAUUUCCUAAGAUUAAACAAGUGCUUCAUAACUAUUCCUCUAGCCAGUAAAUGCUAAUGUGACACCCUCACCCUAACCCAUUCAAUUUCCAUGAGGUAGUUUAGAAUAUAUCUUUAUUAUAUUUAUCAUCUACCAUUGAUCAUGCUCUGAUUUAGCCCACUUCAACUCAUCCCAUAGCAUUAGUGACAUGUUGCAUCUUCACCCUAAAUUGGUAUUAACGUAAUAAAGAUUAUUUUUGCAGGGCA
Molecule: messenger RNA, 2414 nt
Organism: Gadus macrocephalus (Pacific cod)
Lineage: Eukaryota; Metazoa; Chordata; Actinopteri; Gadiformes; Gadidae
Gene: prcc
Product: proline rich mitotic checkpoint control factor
Exons: 7
Coding region: 610-1860 (416 amino acids)
Cellular component (GO): nucleus
Source: RefSeq, a predicted model, not a curated record